CCAAUUCAUGCUUCGAUAUUCGAUAGAAGUUUAUGUGAGUGUUUUAUUAUACCUCCUUUCUCGAGUUUCAAAAUAUUUUCGAAAAGGUGUAGGGAAUAAGCGGCAAUUUUUAAGAUGAAGGCACCAAUGGUAUUCAUUGCCGUCGUUAUUGUCAUCGGCAUGAUCAUUGAGUUCGCGUCGGCCCGAACCAAAGAUUUCCGCGGAUGCCGUUGCCACGGAGAACCCAGCUUCCAACCUUGUAAGGACUGCACCCACAAUUGCCGACAGUCCACGCGCUGUGUGAACGAAGGAGGCACUUAUCUGUGCGCCGUCGGCGACGGGAAAAAGAAAGAACCGAGUGCGGAGCGGGCUGUAAAAGAAUGCUGCGGCAAGUGCAAUCGGGCCUGCAAAGGAGAAAUAUCUUGCCAGGUCUUUAGUGACCUUGUCGGGUAAUACCAACACAAGUCAAUAAUUUUAAGCUCGCCAACCAGCAAACCACGGCCAUUGCGGUCGUCGCGCACUUGCUCUUAUAAUGGCAAUAGAUUGCCGUUUACGGUCCAACUUAUUUACCCAUCUGACAUUUUGUUCCGGCAUUCGCUUUAUCAAAAUUAGUGCUUUCUUGUUGUGUCAGCUGCCUAUAAUAUUAUGGUGUGACAUUUAACAAUGCCCAUGUUUACAUGUUCCACGCAUGUACAUAACAAAUUGGCGGAACCGCUGUAACAGCCAAUAAAGCGUGCGCG
Molecule: messenger RNA, 719 nt
Organism: Paramacrobiotus metropolitanus
Lineage: Eukaryota; Metazoa; Tardigrada; Eutardigrada; Parachela; Macrobiotidae
Exons: 2
Coding region: 115-432 (105 amino acids)
Source: RefSeq, a predicted model, not a curated record